Porites lobata is the source of this 779-nucleotide messenger RNA. The record is from the annotation of a GenBank genome assembly. Lineage: Eukaryota; Metazoa; Cnidaria; Anthozoa; Scleractinia; Poritidae.
AUGUCAGUCACUGUCAACGAAAGUCCUAUUCAGUACUACACUCACCCAGAGGUCGAACUCAAAAUUCUUCUCGGGCGCGAAUGGGAUGAUUUCCAUGUUUUCUGCGGCAAAAAACGAACGAGAGAGCGGGGGCCCGAUCGACCUUCGCUCGCGCUGGGGCCUACUACUGUAACCGGAAAUGAGAAGCGAAGGGAUCUGAGAAAAUCUAACCUAGAGGAUGAUAUUCCACCAACUGUAAAACUCUAGCUCCUGUAUGUAAGACCCCUGAUCGUACAACCCCUGGACGUAGGACCCCUGGAUGUAGGAGCCCUGGUGGUAGAACCCCGGACCUAAGACUGCUGGUCGUAAGACCCCUGUAUGAAAGAUCCCAGGUCGUAAGACCCCAGUUCGCAGGAACCAUGGAUGUAAGACCCCUGGUCCUAAGAUCCGUGGACGUAAGACCCCUGUAUGUAAGAUCCCCGGUCGUAAGACCCCAGUUCGCAGGAACCAUGGAUGUAAGACCCCUGGUCCUAAGAUCCGUGGACGUAAGACCCCUGGAUGUAAGACCCCUGGUCGUUACUCCCCUUGGUGUAACACCCCUGGUCGUAAGACCCCUGGUCUGUAGACUCUUAGAGUUAAGGCCCCUGGUCCUAACACCCCUGCAUGUAAGACCCCAGGUCGUAAGACCCUUGGAAGUAAAACUCCUGGUCGUAAAAACCCUGGACGUGGCCCGUGGUCGUAAGACCCCUGGUCCUCAGACCCCUGAACGUAAGAUCCCUGGAUCUACGUCCUGGAUGUAA